Ixodes scapularis (black-legged tick) is the source of this 1289-nucleotide messenger RNA. RefSeq names its product TOM1-like protein 2. The transcript is spliced from 10 exons. The annotation marks the transcript as partial. NCBI's taxonomy places the organism in Eukaryota, Metazoa, Arthropoda, Arachnida, Ixodida, Ixodidae. Gene Ontology annotation, biological process: signal transduction. The record is from RefSeq and is a predicted model, not a curated record. Gene Ontology annotation, molecular function: clathrin binding; phosphatidylinositol binding; ubiquitin binding. Gene Ontology annotation, cellular component: endosome; membrane.
UGUUGUGUGCUUGUGUGUGUGUCGCUUAUGGCCGUGACUCCGAUGUGAUAAGCUGUUUUGAUUCCAGCCACAAUCGUUCGGUAAAUCACGGAGGUGAUCAAGAUGUCAGCCCUCUUAGCGCAGCUCGGGGGCAACCCUUUCAACACCGUGGUGGGCCAAAAAAUAGAGCAAGCAACAGAUGCUUCCCUGGCCUCUGAAAACUGGGCUCUCAACAUGGAGAUCUGCGACAUUGUCAACGACACUGAUGAGGGACCAAAGGACGCCAUCAGGGCCCUGCGGAAACGGCUGACGCAGAACGCCGGCAAGAACUACACAGUCGUCAUGUACAGCCUCACCGUGCUGGAGACUUGCGUAAAGAAUUGCGGCCGCCGCUUUCACCUGCUGGUGGCCCAGAAGGACUUUGUCCAGGAACUGGUCAAGAUGAUUGGCCCCAAGAAUGACCCCCCCACCGCCGUUCAGGAGAAGGUCCUCAGUCUUAUACAGAGUUGGGCAGAUGCUUUCCGCGUCCAUCCGGAGAUGCAGGGGGUGGUCCAGGUAUACAGCGACCUCAAGAACAAGGGUGUCGAGUUUCCCAUGACCGACCUGGACACCAUGGCACCCAUUCACACCCCGCAGAGGAGUGUGCCGUUGACCGCAGCGCCCCCGUCGACACUGCCCGGCGUGCGUGGGGUGGCGAUGGCCCCGGCGGGGGGCCCCGUGCGCCCCCUGCCACAGCAGGCCGCCGGGAUGGUGCAGGUGGGGUCGCUGCCCCCGAGCCCCGUCACCCUGGGUCCCGAGCAACUGGAGAAGCUGAAGCGGGAGCUGGAGGUGGUGCAGCGCAACAUGACCGUCUUCGGGGAGAUGCUCUCGGAGCUGGUGCCGGGGCAGGAGCAGCACAGCGACUGGGAGCUGCUGCAGGAGUUGCAGAAGACUUGUCACGCGAUGCAGACGAGGGUGGUCGAUCUCGUAGACAAAGUGGCCAACGAGGAGGUGACCGGAGAGCUGCUGCGACUGAACGACGACCUCAACAACCUGUUCCUGCGGUACGAGAGGUUUGAGAAGCGCAGGACUGCCAUCGUCACCGGCCAGGUGAAAGAAGGACCAGCGGUGCCAGUGCCAACCGAGGGUGCCGGUGCCAACGUGGGUCCGCUGAUCGACUUGGGCGAGCCGGAAGUCACCGACGACUUCCAGAAGCUUGCCCUGGGCGUGACUGCAAGCACAGGUUCAAACCCGGCGGCCAAACCCUCGGGCGACGAGUUUGACAUGUUUGCGCAGUCGCGGCACGUCGGCCUCGAGCCGGGCAAGGCUGG